AUGCGUUCGACCUUGAGUGUGAUCUGCCUCCUGGGGCUUCUCAUAUCCUUCGUGUGCGCGGCUCCGGCCCCGAAUACUAUUCAGAAACGGUCUUUUAAGGUUGAGCGUGUCCGCAACGCAGCGUAUGCUGGCCACAAUACUCCGAAGCAGCUGAUGAAAGCUCAUUUAAAGUACGGAGUCCGGCCGCCACAGAACCUGGUCGCGCACCUCAACGCACAGGAGGUCGCCCGCCUAGAAGCUAUCACGCAAAGCAAGAGACGAAGGGUUCACAAGCAUGGCAAUGGCAGUGGCAAUACUGCCGGCAACGGCAACGCCGCCGGCAACAGCAACGCCGCCAGUAACAGCAACGCCGCCGGCAGCGGCAACAGAAACGGAAACAAAAACAGCAACGCUACCGGCAACAGCAAUGCCAAUGCCAACGGCAAAGCCAAUGGCACAAGCACAGCUACCAUUGACAACGGCAACAGCACUACUGGCGCCACCACCUCUACCACAUCAUCUACCAACUCGACGUCUACCAACUCGACGUCUACCCACUCGACAUCUACCAACUCAACCUCAACCAACACGACCGCCGCCGCUGCUAUCGGAAGCGGUGUUGGUAUUGUGAUCAACACGCCAACUUCUGGAGAUGUCGAAUACCUUUCUCCCGUGAGCAUUGGUGGCCAGACACUCAACAUGGAUUUUGACACCGGCUCAUCGGAUCUCUGGGUCUUCAAUACCGGCCUGUCUGCUGCUCAAUCCAAGGGUCACACCCUCUUUGACUCCACCAAGUCGACCACGUUUACCAAGCUGACUGGCCAGACCUUCUCCAUCUCCUACGGUGAUGGUUCUGCUGUCUCUGGCACGGUGGGUACUGAUGUUGUCAACAUUGGCGGGGCAUCGGUGGCCAAGCAGGCCGUCGAGCUGGCUACUCAAGUGUCGAGCUCGUUUGUUGCGGAUACUGCAAGCAACGGACUUGUCGGUCUGGCCUUCAGCAAGCUGAACACGGUGAAGCCGAAGCGGCAGAAGACCUUUUUCGACAACGUCCAGAACAGCCUGGCGGCGCCCGUGUUCACAGCCAAUCUACGCCACGAUGCGGCUGGAUCGUACGAGUUUGGUACCAUCGACUCUACCCAGUUCAAUGGCACUAUGCAUUUUGCCGCUGUCAACACGUCACAGGGCUUCUGGCAGUUUAGCAGCAGCAAGUUUGCUAUUGGCAAUGGUGCUGUGCAGACCGGCGGGGCAGGUCAGGCCAUUGCCGAUACCGGCACCACGCUGCUCCUGGCCAGCGACAAAAUUGUUACUGCCUACUACUCAAGCGUGACGGGUGCCCAGAACAACCAGCAGGCAGGUGGUAUCACUGUCCCCUGUAAUGCUAACCUGCCGGACCUGCACCUCGACGUCGGCGGCAACAUGGCCACGGUCAGGGGCACGGACAUUAUGUUCGAGCAGGUUACGGGCAACACCUGCUUCGGUGGUCUGCAGGCCAUCGAAGGUGACCUGAUGAUCUUUGGUGAUGUCUUCUUCAAGUCCAACUUCGUUGCCUUUAACCUGGGUAACAACACUGUUGGGUUUGCGAGCCACGCUUAA
This is a messenger RNA of Sporothrix schenckii 1099-18, 1572 nucleotides long. RefSeq names its product aspergillopepsin I. Gene Ontology annotation, biological process: proteolysis. The transcript has a single exon. Lineage: Eukaryota; Fungi; Ascomycota; Sordariomycetes; Ophiostomatales; Ophiostomataceae. The record is from RefSeq and is a predicted model, not a curated record. The coding region runs from base 1 to 1572 and encodes 523 amino acids. Gene Ontology annotation, molecular function: aspartic-type endopeptidase activity.